AUGUCCAAGCUCUUGACCGUCGUCGGCGCCACAGGCACCCAGGGCACUUCUCUCAUCAACACUGCUCUCAAGCACGGCAUCUACAAGAUCCGCGGCCUAACCCGCAACCCGGAUAGCGAAAAGGCUAAAGCACUCGCCGCUCGAGGCGUCGAGAUCGUCCAGGCUGACAUAAACGACGAAGGGUCCCUAGUUCGCGCCUUCGCCGGCUCGCAUGCCAUUUUCGCCAUCACCGACUUCUUCGAACCCUUCGUCAUCUACGGCACCGAGAAGGCCAUCGAGAUUGAGGUCCAGCAGGGCAUCAACAUGGCCCGGGCGGCCUCGCAGACCAGCACGCUAGAACACUACAUCUGGAGCACACUGCCCAACGGCAUGAAGUUGACGCACGGCAAGUAUCUGGUCCCGCACUUCGAGGGCAAGAACCGCAUCGACGCCGCCAUCCGGGCUGAUACCCGCCUCCUUGUGAAGACGACUUUUCUCUGGAUCACCUGGUACGGCAAUAACUUCCAAUACCCGAUCUUCACGCCUAACUACGUCAAGACGGCGAACGCGUAUGUUCAGCUGUCACCCGCUCAUCCCAGCACGCCCAUCAAAGCGAUUGGUGACCCGCUGGUCAAUAUCGGCGUUUUCGCCCACGCUAUCCUCACACACCCGGAGUUGACUCUCCGACCGGAGGGGCGGUUCAUCCUCGCGCAUAGCGAAGAUACCACCGCCGGUAAACUAUUGAGUGAUUGGAGCGAAGUUACGGGCAAGCCAUCCAAAUACGUCGUCACGAGUCUGGACGACUUUGCCAAUGUAUGGCCUGGAUUCGGAUUGGAGAUGGGUAUCAUGAUGGCGAUGUGGGACGAGCUGCGGGACGAUUCGUGGAGUGGUGAAGAGGGCGUAAUUACGGGCAAGGACCUUGGCAUUAAGCCGGAAGAUCUGACGGAUGUGAAAGAUGCGUAUAAGGUGAUGGAUUGGAAUACUCUGUUGUGA
Messenger RNA from Cladophialophora carrionii CBS 160.54, 972 nucleotides. RefSeq lists its product as uncharacterized. The transcript has a single exon. The record is from RefSeq and is a predicted model, not a curated record. The coding region runs from base 1 to 972 and encodes 323 amino acids. NCBI's taxonomy places the organism in Eukaryota, Fungi, Ascomycota, Eurotiomycetes, Chaetothyriales, Herpotrichiellaceae.